Molecule: messenger RNA, 2093 nt
Organism: Volvox carteri f. nagariensis
Lineage: Eukaryota; Viridiplantae; Chlorophyta; Chlorophyceae; Chlamydomonadales; Volvocaceae
Exons: 8
Coding region: 100-1764 (554 amino acids)
Biological process (GO): protein localization to membrane
Cellular component (GO): membrane
Source: RefSeq, a predicted model, not a curated record
CUCGUUCUGGCGCUUGGAGCUGCUGCAGGCGCAGCUGCAGAGCAUGCGAGGGCGCUACUCGGCACGGGGGACCACAAGUAUAAGCAGGGCGAUCAAAUCAUGCUCUACGCCAACAAAGUCGGGCCGUUUCAGAACCCAACGGAGACAUACCAGUACUAUAAUCUUCCCUUCUGUCAACCCAAGGAUGGAAAGGAGUAUAAGACGGAGUUUUUGGGCGAAGUGUUGGAGGGCGAUCGGCUGGUGACGACGCCCUACAAGUUACAGUUUCGAAUUGACGUGGAGAAUGCUGCUCUUUGCAAAAAGUCGCUGAAGGCGGACGACUUGAAGAAGUUCCGCGAUGCAGUCAAGCAAGACUUCUAUUUUCAGAUGUUUUAUGACGACCUGCCAGUAUGGGGCUUUAUUGGCAAGGUUGAAAAGAUAGUGCAGACUGGGACCCAUAAGUACUUCCUCUUCACACACUUCCACUUCGACUUAUCUUACAACGAGGACCGCGUCAUUGAAAUUAACGUGUCCAGCGAUCCCAUGCGUACUGUCGACAUCACUACAGCAAAUGAACUGGACAUCCAGUUUUCGUACUCCGUCAAGUGGAAGCAAUCAUCCGUCACUUUCGACCACCGCAUGGAUCGCUACGCACGCUACUCCUUCUUGCCGCAGCAUCUCGAGAUUCACUGGUUUUCAAUCAUAAACUCCUGCGUGACGGUGCUGCUGCUCACUGGUUUCCUGGCAACAAUUUUGUUGCGCGUCCUAAAGAAUGAUUUCAUGAAGUACACGCGAGAUGACGAAAUGGGGGAGGAACAGGAGGAGACUGGCUGGAAGUACUUGCAUGGGGACGUCUUCCGAUUCCCGCCGCAGUCCAACAUUUUUUCCGCUAUGAUGGGUGUGGGUGCACAGAUCCUCGCCAUGGCUAUGUGCAUCUUCGCAUUGGCCUUGGUGGGUGUUUUCUACCCCUACAACCGCGGAGGUUUGCUGUCUGCAUGUGUGGUGCUGUACGCCCUCACCGCCGGUAUCUCAGGCUACGUGAGCGGCCUGCAUUACAAGAUGUUUGGCGGCACUAACUGGGUUUCUAACGUACUACUGUGCACGGUGCUCUUCUGCGGACCGGUCCUGGUCGUCUUCUCUUUCCUCAACACGGUCGCCAUUUUCUAUCGGUCCACCGCUGCGCUUCCGUUUGGCACAAUUGUCAUCAUCAUUCUGAUUUGGGCGCUUAUCACCUUCCCGCUUACUGUACUGGGUGGUAUUGCAGCGAAGAACUCAAAAGUUGAGUUCAACGCACCGUGCAGGACCACCAAGUUCCCACGCGACAUUCCCCCACUGCCGUGGUACCGGACUACCAUGCCGCAAAUGCUAAUGGCGGGCUUCCUGCCUUUCUCUGCCAUUUACAUUGAGCUUUACUACAUCUUCGCGAGCAUCUGGGGACACAAAGUGUAUACCAUUUACUCGAUCCUUUUCAUUGUUUUUAUCAUCCUGAUUAUUGUGACCGCGUUCAUCACAGUGGCGCUCACAUACUUCCAGCUGGCGGUUGAGGACCACAGAUGGUGGUGGCGUUCUUUCCUGUGCGGAGGCUCGACGGGCAUUUUCGUAUACGGAUACUGCUUCUACUAUUACUACGUACGAUCGGACAUGAGCGGCUUUAUGCAGACCUCCUUCUUCUUUGGCUACAAUGCUGUGGUAUGUUAUGCCUUCUUCCUCAUGCUCGGCACGGUGGGCUUCCGCGCUUCUUUGCUCUUUGUGCGGCACAUCUACAGGGCCAUUAAGUGCGAGUGAGAUCAGGCCGUGUUGCUCUGGGAUGCCGUUCGCGAAUGCUUGACCAUGGACCAAUUUGAAGGUAUAAUGCUGGACUAUUUCGGAGACUGGAUGACUUGUUCUUAUGAGAGACAGUAGAGCGUAUGCUAUGAAAAUUGACUUAGGACUGAGUUAACGAGUUUCUUGUGGAAAGGAGAGUCGUGACUUCAAGUGUAGGAUUGUUAAGCAGAUUUAUCAAAGGAGUGGAUGUGUACGGAUACUGCGAGAUGGUAGUGUCAAUUGCACGGUAUCAUUCAUACCAGGCUUUUAUAUAAGUCAUGUGCAAUAUGUGAGACGAGACAUUCUGUCAA